GUUACUGAAUGUAAAAAUGAAAACUUGACUGGGUAGGUCCAGACAGAGAAAACGUCUUAUUGUUUGUUGUGAAUGUCUCAGUCUGUCUCUCAGAAAGUCUUCAUGAGGACCCUUCCUCAACAUUUGUUUUUAAAUCGCCGGUCAUCUGUAGCUGACGCUUCCUAUUCAGAAUGUAUUUAGCCUUUAUUAGCAAAGUGGCUGAACUGUUAGCCACCGUGGAGCUAAAGCAGCUAGUAGGGAGUUAACCAGUGUUUCCAACGUGAAAGUCUGUAGAGGUUCAUGGUUUAGAGCCACAUAUUCCGAGUUUGUGACACUGUGUGGGGAAGACCACGCCGUAUGCGGACACCUCCUCUAACGUCGUUAUCCAGGUGAGGAUCGAGAGACUGGAGAAAGUUAGAAGUGGACCCAGAACUAGUGACCAAGAUAUGAGACUAUACACUGCAGCUUCAGCUCUGCUACAGUCUACAGUUUCUCUUAAUAUAAUUUAAUCAGAUGCCGAUUGGUGUCUGAUUCCAGUUUCAGUAAAAAAAAAAAAAAACCCUGGAGAUCCGGGUUCUAUGGCUGAAACUUUGACCUAGGCUGAAGACAAAUAUUGUGUAAAAGGGAAUCCCAGGUGGAGCGAGGAUGACUGAGAUGAUGAAGGUUGAAGCAGAUGAACCUGGAGGGUCCAGCUUGGAGUCUCCCAUACCUGCAGCAUCCACAUCAGAACUGGAGGAGGAAACACAAGACAGCAAGGAUAUCAUCCAGACGGUGGUGAUAAAGGAAGAGUUUGUCCAUGACUGGAGCUCCAGUUCUGACCAACAGGACUCGGAGACACUUGACAUAAAGGAGGAAGAGGAGGAGCUGUGGAUCAGCCAGGAGGAAGAGCAACGUGUUGUGAAGAUUGAAGAUGUAGAAAAAUCUCUGAUGUUUGAACUUGAUGGAAUCAAACCUCUUGUCGACGGAGAGGCAGAAGGUCCGACCAGCAGCUCUGCUGAUCUGUUGGAAGCAGAUCCUGACGGAGAUGACUGCGGAGGAGCAGACGCAGACUGGAGCCCAGAUCCAUUUUGUUCUUUUCAACAAAGUGACAUGACUGUUCACAAAAGAGGUAAAAGAUCUAAACUGUGCUCUGGCCUUAUGGCUCAGAUUGAAGUCCACGCAGGCGAGAAGCCAUUCGGCUGUGUUUUUUGUGGCAAAAGUUUCAAGCAUAAAACGUCGGUUAAAUUACACAUUAUGACUCACACUGGAAUAAGAGAACAUAGCUGUGAUCUUUGUGGUAAAGGAUUCAAAGAGAAGCGUUUCCUUCAGACGCACAUGAGACUCCACACUGGAGAGAAGCCGUUUGCGUGUAAUGUUUGCGACAGGAGGUUUCAUGCAAAGAAGUUUCUCAAAACUCACCUGGUGGUUCAUUCGGAAGAAAAACCCUUUUCCUGUGACAUUUGUGGCACAAGAUUUAAGAUAAAGGAAUGUCUUAAAAAGCACAUGAGAAUCCACACAACAGAUAGACCAUAUGUUUGUGGCGUUUGCAACAAACGCUUUUCACUACAAGAGACACUAAAGAGUCACACGCAUGUUCACACAGGAGAGAAACCGUUUAUUUGUAGUGUUUGCAGCAAAGGCUUUUCACGAAAAGAGAGUCUAAAAGGGCACAUGCGUGUCCACACGGGAGAGAAACCGUUUAUCUGUAGUGUUUGUGAUAAAGGAUUUUCACGGCAAGUCUACCUGAGAAAGCAUACGAUGGUUCACACGGCACCGUUUAGCUGUAGCGAUUGCGACAAACUUUUUGUGGACGAAAUACAGUUAAAGCGACACCUGAGGCUCCACACAGAGGAGAGGCCGUUUGGUUGCGAAGUCUGUAAAAGCAGGUUUAAUCAAAAGCGUCAUCUUGAGAAUCACAUGAAAGGCCACUCAGGGGAAAAGCCGUUUGUCUGCAGUGUUUGCAGUAAAGCGUUUUCACAACAGGUCUCUCUGAAUAGACACAUGCGCGUUCACACAAAAGAGAAACCGUUUGUGUGUAGCGUUUGCAGUAAGGCGUUUUCACAGCAAGGAAAUCUAAAGAGACAUAUGAGUGUUCACGAGGGCUGCGACUUGAUUCAGACAUGAUUUAGUUUUUGGAAUUAUUGACUAAUGUGGGAAUAUAUUCUGAAUAGUUUCUGGUCGCACAGCUGCUCCUCUCUUUACCGGUGCAUAUUUGACAAAACUCCCUCCACCCUGAAAACCAGUUAAUUUCUCCCUCAUGUCCGCACACGAUUAAGUCUUUGAUUCUGAAAACGUUGGCUUUUGGGAUGAAUUGGCACUUUAUAAAUAACCUGAAUCAAACUCUCCAGCUGCCUUUAAGCAUUAUUUAAUUGUGUUUGUGGAGGUUCUGCCCCACUAUGGACCUUUCCACACCAGUGGGCCUUAAAUGGGGAUAAGUCUUUAUAUAUUACUAACCCAAGCUCUGUGACAGGAGACUCCUGCUGUAUAUACUAAAUAAAUGUAUUUAUAAAUGUUCUGCCUUUCCAAUAUUUUGUAUAUUGGUAAUAUUUUUCUACUUUUUCGUCAAGAUUUUGAGAACAAAGAAGUUUGAAAGUGAUGGAUGUAAAUAUCCAGUUAAAAGCAAGUGUUACUUACGUAACUUUGUUACCAGACUUUCUGAGUGAAAUUUAUCUUUUAUUUUAUUUGAAUACACCCUUUCAGAAUCAUCCUCUAAAAGUAAUUUAAAUCUUGGUUGUAGCUCUCGAGGUAUGCCUGAGUUAUUUCAUUAAUCUGUGAACAUUUCUCUAACAGUCAACAGUUUUGCUAAUGUUUGAAGCUUCUUCAUGUCUGUCACUCCUAAAUUGGUGGCAUAUUAAUUAUGUUUUUCACUCAUUUGUUUUUAAAGUUACAUUUUUUUUAAUGGUGCUGCAGAUCAAUGAAGUCCUAUCAUUCAUAUUUUUCUGUUUUUUGUUUUAUUACAUUGAUUUUUGGAGAAAUGUUUAACAACUUACCACUAAACCUUCCCAUACUAAA
Poecilia latipinna (sailfin molly) is the source of this 2970-nucleotide messenger RNA. RefSeq names its product zinc finger protein OZF-like. Gene Ontology annotation, molecular function: DNA-binding transcription factor activity, RNA polymerase II-specific; RNA polymerase II cis-regulatory region sequence-specific DNA binding. The transcript has 2 exons. NCBI's taxonomy places the organism in Eukaryota, Metazoa, Chordata, Actinopteri, Cyprinodontiformes, Poeciliidae. Bases 625 to 2082 code for a protein of 485 amino acids. Gene Ontology annotation, cellular component: nucleus. The record is from RefSeq and is a predicted model, not a curated record. Gene Ontology annotation, biological process: regulation of transcription by RNA polymerase II.